UCUCUAGCAGGACCACCACCUGGACCACUCUCACCUGUCACUGGGACCAUCACUCUCCAGUGUAGCAGGACCACCUCCUGGACCACUCUCACCUGUCACUGGGACCAUCACUCUCCAGUGUAGCAGGACCACCACCUGGACCACUCUCACCUGUCACUGGGACCAUCACUCUCCAGUGAUACUAGUACUAGUACUGUCUAUCAGGCCAUCAUUGUCAACUGUCACCAUCACUGUCAACUACUAUACCUUGGUAACAAGUAACUUUGGGACGAAGUUAACGACAUUAUUGUGUUUAGUAGAAACAACUGUUAUACAAGUACCCUCACAUAGAAGAGUUGCUCUUCAUCCAAGGAACUGGAUCUACCCCUCCUUCCUAGGAUCAACCACGAUUACCCUGCCCUCCUUCCGAAGGCUGUAUAAAACUCAUACGGCUUUAGCGCUUCUGAUGCAGUUCAAGAUGUUCGGAGUGUGUGUGAUGGUGGUUAAAAUCUGGAUAAUGGUACAUGUUGCUUCCAGUACGUCUCUGCAGCAGCAUCAAAAACAACACAAGACUUGUCCACUCAGAUACCACCUCCCUCUCGCCAUCUCCCAUUCCAUUACCACACACACACACCACCACCACACCACAGACAAUCCAAUAGGAGAUUACAUAAGCAAUGAACCAGCAGAGGAUGCAAGCAAGCUACCGGCAGACGACCACACAAACAAUCCACUAGCAGAUUACAUAAGCAGUGUACCAGCAGACGAUGCAAACAAACAACCAGCAGAUGAUGCAAACAGUACCCCAACAGUCGAUGGAAACAAUCCACCAGGAGAUGACCACACAAACAAUCCACUAGCAGAUUACAUAAGCAAUCCACCAGUAGACAAUGCAAACAAUCCGCCAACAGAUUACAAGACAAACAAUUCACCAGAAGAAUUAACAAAUAAUCCAGCACCAGACUAUACAAAUAACUCACCAACAGAAACAGAUUAUUCAGCAAAUCCACCAACAGACAAUACAAAUAAUUUUCCAACAGAUUAUAUAAGCAAUUCAAAAGCAGACGACUACGCAAACACUCCACUAGCAGACAAGCACACAGUCAAGAGGUCAUUAUCAUCCACCGAUUGACUACCAGUCAUUAGUAACCAAGCUUUCCUGGCGUCGUAUACGAGUUCUACCUUGACAAUAGGUCUACAAGAACUGCAAGCCUCACGCACCGUUAUCACAGCUGCAGAACAAAACCGUGACCACGAUUCGCUUAUGGGGAAAAUACGUUCAACUGAAGACGAAGCUGAACGAACCAGACCCCGAAGGGUAUUACUAGGAGCUAGGACCUACGCUGCGGUCUUGGAAGAAUUUAGAAAGACUUCAUCCGGUAGAGAGGGAGAGGAUCCUCCUGCAGAAGAGGUGGCCAACAUGAUCUCAUCCUUGCUGACUCGUCAUUUAGCCGGAUGCUAUAAGAUGGUGUUGUAUACCCCGGAAGAACCAUAUCUGGGAGUGGUGGAUGCUGUGGUGUCAAGCCUGGGUGAUGCUACGUUACUGUGGGAAAUGGACUCCUUCCUGCUCACUUCACCUCCGUACACUGUGCUCACUACCACCCAUCACCACGCACACGCCUACUGCGUCGCUUUUGUUAUUCUCGCUCGCCUCCAGGAUGUGGGCCGGGUGACGACGGCGAUACAGAGGGGCAAGUGGUUCCAGAAUGCAAGCAAGAUGAUGCUGGUCUACACGGGAUCUGUGCUUCCCCUCGCCACUCUAGAUCAACACAACUUCUUCGUUUUUACUCCUGAAAGUGUUGUAGAAACCACUUGCGAGACAUUUGGAGUCUUGGUGGUCUGGUGGCUAAAGCUUCCGCUUCACACACGGAGGGCCCGGGUUCGAUUCCCGGCGGGUGGAAACAUUCGACACGUUUCCUUACACCUGUUGUCCUGUUCACCUAGUAGCAAAUAGGUACCUGGGUGUUAGUCGACUGGUGUGGGUCGCAUCCUGGGGGACAAGAUUGAGGACCCCAAUGGAAAUAAGUUAGACAGUCCUCGAUGACGCACUGACUUUCUUGGGUUAUCCUGGGUGGCUAACCCUCCGGGGUUAAAAAUCCGAACGAAAUCUUAUCUUAUCUUACUCGGCCAUGUAAGAUCUGAUGCAAGUAUUACCAAGGCUGGCUCCUCC
Cherax quadricarinatus is the source of this 2149-nucleotide messenger RNA. Lineage: Eukaryota; Metazoa; Arthropoda; Malacostraca; Decapoda; Parastacidae. The record is from RefSeq and is a predicted model, not a curated record.